AUUGGAUUUCUCCGCGGAAACUCCACGUAUGUUGUCAAACUUUUCUGCCGGACGCCACAAAACAUUUUAAUCCCAAAAAUCUCGGAAUUUCUCAUUAAAUCUGUGCAAAAAUACCCCCAUUUGUGGCACCUACGGCCCCAGGAGAUGCACCUGUGAGUGUUUUAUGAGUAAAAGACAGAAAUAAACAUGAGUUUCUCAAGCGAUGAAGUAAACUUCCUGGUGUACCGCUAUCUCCAAGAAUCAGGAUUCCACCAUUCAGCGUAUACAUUUGGGAUUGAAUCGCACAUAUCGCAGAGCAACAUAAAUGGGGCUGUUGUACCAUCAGCUGCCCUCCUGACGAUGCUCCAGAAGGGGCUAAAGUACACAGAAGCUGAGAUUAGUGUCGAUGAGGAUGGGAAUGUGCAUCGUCUCACUGAAGGACUCACACUUAUUGAUGCCGUCAUGCCGGAAGUGGUGGCUAUUCGACAGAAUUUGCACAAUCAGCAAAAGCAAGCGAUAAAGACGGAACCCACGAGUGGGGGUGAAACGAAUGGCGAGGAGUCCGCAGUUGCCGCAGCUCCGGCACCUCCUGACACCAUGGAAGUGGACCAGAGUAUUGAGAUUCCCGCCUCGAAGGUCACGGUACUGCGUGGACAUGAGAGCGAAGUAUUCAUCUGUGCAUGGAAUCCAAGUACAGAUCUCCUUGCAUCUGGAUCGGGUGAUAGUACUGCGCGCAUCUGGGAUCUUUCGGACAAUUCGACCAGCCCGGAUCAGCUGGUGCUGCGUCAUUGUAUCCAGAAGGGCGGCACGGAGGUACCCAGCAAUAAGGAUGUAACAUCGUUGGAUUGGAAUUGCGACGGUACCCUCUUGGCAACGGGCAGCUAUGACGGAUAUGCGCGCAUCUGGACAACUGAUGGGCGUCUCGCGAGUACUCUGGGCCAGCACAAGGGUCCCAUCUUUGCGCUAAAGUGGAACAAGCGUGGCAAUUACAUUCUCUCAGCUGGUGUGGAUAAGACAACAAUAAUUUGGGACGCAUCAACGGGACAAUGUACGCAACAAUUCUCCUUCCACUCAGCUCCUGCCCUGGAUGUGGAUUGGCAGACUAAUACAUCCUUUGCCAGCUGCAGCACAGACAUGUGCAUCCAUGUGUGCAAAUUGCAUGCCGAUAAGCCCAUCAAGUCCUUCCAGGGGCACACAAAUGAGGUGAAUGCCAUCAAAUGGGAUCCACAGGGGCAUCUCCUUGCCUCCUGCUCCGACGACAUGACCCUCAAGAUUUGGUCAAUGAAGCAGGAUACGUGUGUGCAUGACCUACAGGCACACUCAAAGGAGAUCUACACAAUUAAGUGGUCCCCAACUGGCCCUGGAACUGCAAAUCCCAACAUGAACCUCAUCCUGGCCAGUGCCUCAUUCGAUUCCACCGUACGCCUGUGGGAUGUUGAGCGUGGUGUGUGCAUUCACACGCUCACAAAGCACACGGAACCCGUGUACUCAGUUGCAUUUAGUCCCGAUGGGAAAUUCCUCGCAUCCGGAAGCUUUGACAAAUGCGUCCACAUUUGGAGUACACAGACGGGGCAACUGGUGCACAGCUACAAGGGCACCGGGGGCACAUUUGAGGUUUGCUGGAAUUCACGUGGCAGCAAAGUGGGCGCUAGUGCAUCCGAUGGGAGUGUUUUUGUGUUGGACUUGAGGAAAUUGUAGAAGAGUUUAGAAGGUGGCCCAUCAAGGUCCCCCACACCCGAUAGCGAUUUUUUCUAUAGUGACUAGUGCUGGGGGCUCUAUCUUCUUCUUCUUUUGCUACCAUUUUCACCACCCCCACACACAGCAACAACAUUUUUGGCAUAUUCCGGAAGCAACAAAAACUGUAGGCAGAAGAGAUUUCCGAAGAGCAUCAAGAACUUUUUUUUUCUUAUUUUAUUACAUUUUUUAACUCAUAAAUGCGCCUGAUUUGUAAAGAAGGUUGACAAAAUAAAGAUAGUAUGUUCAAUCUAA
Molecule: messenger RNA, 1968 nt
Organism: Lutzomyia longipalpis
Lineage: Eukaryota; Metazoa; Arthropoda; Insecta; Diptera; Psychodidae
Gene: ebi
Product: F-box-like/WD repeat-containing protein TBL1XR1
Exons: 3
Coding region: 187-1677 (496 amino acids)
Biological process (GO): regulation of transcription by RNA polymerase II
Cellular component (GO): histone deacetylase complex
Molecular function (GO): transcription corepressor activity; protein binding
Source: RefSeq, a predicted model, not a curated record